This is a messenger RNA of Alligator mississippiensis (American alligator), 971 nucleotides long. RefSeq names its product oxidized low-density lipoprotein receptor 1. The transcript has 6 exons. NCBI's taxonomy places the organism in Eukaryota, Metazoa, Chordata, Crocodylia, Alligatoridae. The record is from RefSeq and is a predicted model, not a curated record. Bases 52 to 735 code for a protein of 227 amino acids.
AGGAAACAAGAAGUGACAUACUGCUGUCUGAAAUUUCACACACUUCUUUCCAUGCCAAAAAAGAAGCAAACACCUACAAGCAAAGACCGCAAAGAACCUUCUCGUCCACCUUUGCCAUGGAGGCUCAUUGCAGUGGUUCUGGGAGUCCUCUGCCUCGGUUUGCUAGUAGCUCUGAGUGUCUUGAUUAGCAUAUUUCUUCAGGCUUCCAAUGAAGUGGCAGAACAAAAGAAAACACUUCUCAAGCAACAAGAAAUAAGAAACAACCACACCCAAUUGCAAGAAUCUAUGAAAAACUGCAUGCAGCAAAAAAAGGAUCUUCAAGACCAGUACAGCAUACUCGCUGAUGCUUUGAAAAAGAAAGAGGAAACCUGUGGCCAUUGUGCAAAGAGCUGGAUUCAGCAUGGAGAGAGUUGUUACCAUUUUAGUAAAAAGAUGAAGACAUGGCCUGACAGUAAAAAGUACUGCUCCUCUCAGGGCUCCAGACUGCUGAAGAUUGGAGACAAGGAGGAGUUGGGUUUCAUAACAGGCCUGGCGUGCAUGCACUGGAUUGGGCUAUCCCACAAGAAUAUUUCUUACAGCUGUAAAUGGGAAGAUGGUGCAGUUCACUCCACUCACCUGUUUCCAUUAAGGCCUGUGCAGGAUGGAGGGACCUGUGCUCUUUUCCAUACUGGAAAUGCCUUGGCCUAUAACUGUGCUGAAGAUUUCCGCUGCAUUUGUGAGAAACCAGCCGCUUAACGGAGGAGGAAAUGAGCCUUCAAGAGAGACAUUUACUGGGGUGCUCCAAGGAUGAGGAGAAAUCAUCUUCUCAGAAUGUGUCACACUAGCUUGGAGAGGGAGAAGUUGUAACUCCAGAUGCUAGAACCAGUUCUUUCCUGUGUCCCAAGCUGGUCAGAGCCCACCUGAUGUGGGACUGCCAAUCUCCUUUUCAUGUGUUCAGGAUUCUGCUUACAGUAGCAACUGCUUCAUAAACA